Striga hermonthica is the source of this 633-nucleotide messenger RNA. Lineage: Eukaryota; Viridiplantae; Streptophyta; Magnoliopsida; Lamiales; Orobanchaceae. The record is from the annotation of a GenBank genome assembly.
AUGUUGGCAAUUUAUAAAUUGAUUUAUCCUAUCCCAUCGCCCAAUCUCCUUUCCCUUUACGCUCUCUGUCUACAGCGCGCCAAAUACAAAUCCUACGUUUUCCUCUUCAAUCCUGCCGCGAAGGGUUUCGGGAUGGCCGACAGUCCUGGCGGGAGCUACGAGAACGGCGGCGACGGCGGGGACCGGAGCCCACCGUCGAGCGUGCGCGAGCAGGAUCGAUUCCUCCCGAUUGCGAAUAUUGGCCGCAUCAUGAAGAAGGCUCUGCCCGCCAACGGGAAGAUUUCCAAGGACGCCAAGGACACCGUUCAGGAAUGUGUAUCGGAGUUUAUCAGCUUCAUCACCAGCGAAGCAAGCGACAGGUGCCUAAAAGAGAGAAGGAAGACAAUUAAUGGGGAUGAUUUGUUGUGGGCAAUGGCUACCUUAGGGUUUGAAGAUUACAUAGGCCCGCUGAAGGUCUAUUUGGCCAGAUACAGAGAGGUAUCUGAAGGUGAAACCAAGGUCCCUUCUAGGAGUGCUGAUGGAUCUUCAAAGAAUGACACAAAUAGGACUCAGCUGGGUUCUGAUGCACAAUUUGCACAUCAAGCUUCAUUUUCUCAAGGUUUCAGCUUCUCAAACCCCCAAAUUGAAUACUGA